This is a messenger RNA of Knipowitschia caucasica, 1785 nucleotides long. The record is from the annotation of a GenBank genome assembly. Lineage: Eukaryota; Metazoa; Chordata; Actinopteri; Gobiiformes; Gobiidae.
AUGGCAGCCAGCGGCACAGCUGUGACUGUCCUGACUCCAAAUGGGAGACGACAAACUGUGAAAGUGUCUCCUAACACACCGCUGCUGCAGGUGCUGGAGGAUGUCUGCAAAAAGCACGGCUUUAGCUCCGACGAUCACGGGCUGAAAUUUCAGAGGACGGUUCUGGAUCUAACGCUACAAUGGAGAUUUGCCAACCUGCCCAACAAUGCUAAACUUGAAAUUGUGCCAAGUACAAGGAAAACGGGGGCAGCUGACAGCCAGGUGAGAAUCGCUCUGCAGAUGGAGGACGGCUCUCGUUUGCAGGGCUCUUUCUCAUCUGGACAGACUCUGUGGGAACUCCUUACACACUUCCCUGAGACCAGUGUGCUGCAGCUGUCUGAGUCAGGAGCUGUCCCUGUCUGCGUUUACAUGAGAGAUGAGGUGGUUGGAGAAGAUGCUCUUAAAAAUGCCACUCUGAAGUCUCUUGGUCUCGCAGGAGGAAGUGCCAUCGUAAGGUUUUUGAUCAAGAGAGCCCAAGCACAGAACGGUGAGAAGGUCGAUGAGAAGGUCGUUGAGCCAGCUGCUGUAGCACCUGAAUCUGUCGCCGUUGACAACACGCUUUGUCCAGUGCGUCCUGAAAGAGUAACUCCAGACGUGGCACCCUCCAGCACAGACAAAUCCACGGCUCACUCACCCAUGGCAAAAUCACCCACGGCAAACUUUCCUUCAGCAGUCACACCUACAACAAACUCACCCGCACUAAAGACUGAGGACUCGACACAUUCAACCUGUUCUAUCCCUGAGCAACAAGACAAAGCUGAGAACCCCCAGGAUGCACUGCGGCUCAAAGAGUCUGAGUCUGAAACGACUGAGGUGCCUUGUUGCUCUUCCUCCCUCUCUACCCCACCUGCCCCUUUCAUCCCAUUCUCUGGAGGUGGGCAGAGACUGGGUGGUCCGGGUGUGGUUUCGUCCGUCCGACCAUCACUGUUUGGACCGGCCUCAGUAGAUUCUCCCAAAGCCAAGAAACCAAAGUCGUCAAACAAGCCCGCUGUCCCGUAUGAUGAAGACAUGAACCAGGAAGGACAAUAUCUGGAGCCGGUGGAGAGGGAUUCGCUUGUGUACCAUAUGGAUGGUCAGUUACACCAUUCCAAUGACACAGAGCUGCCUGAUGAAUUCUUUGAGGUCACAGUCGACGAUAUCCGGAAACGGUUCGCCCAGCUCAAGAGUGAGAGGAAGGUCCUAGAGGAGGCUCCUCUGAUGACUAAAGCUCUAAGAGAAGCGCAGAUGAGGGAGAAGAUGCAGCGGUAUCCAAAAGUGGUCCUGAGGAUCCAGUUCCCAGACAGACACGUUCUCCAGGGCUUCUUCAGGCCGAUCGAGACAGUGGGAGCCCUCAGGCAGUUUGUCAGGAGUCACUUGGAGGAUCCGCAACUUUCAUUCUAUUUGUUUAUAACACCGCCUAAAACCGUUUUGAAAGACCCCACAGUGACACUUUACCAGGCCGACCUGUUUCCUGGAGCACUAGUCUAUUUCGGGUCGGACGUGAAGACAGGUUUUUACUUGAAGACGGCGCUUCUCGACUCUUCUGUUUCUGCCUCACAAGCGAACGAGUCCAUCGCGAGCUUCCUUCCAUCACAAACUCCAUCCAGUAGCACUCAGGACCAAGAGGAGCCAGUGUCUUUGCCAGACCAGAGCAUGGACACCAGUGAGCAGUCUCCAGACGAUACACCCUGUCAGAAUCAGGCCCCGAAACCCAGACCUGAUCCAGGCAAGGUCCCCAAGUGGCUCAAACUUCCAGGUAAGAAAUAA